AUGGUUAACGAUCCUGUAUCUGAUACACAUGAUCCUUUACUUGAAAGUCUAGAAGAGGAAAUUAAUCAGCCGUCUCGAUGUAAACGAAAUCAAAUUAUUAUUAUUGGAUUAUGUUCAAUAGUACUUUUAUCAUUGUUCACUUUAACUUUGGUAUUUGUAGCAACACGAAUUCAACACACAUCAUCAGUUACUAUCAAUACAACUAUGACAAAACCAACAACAACAAAACAGCAAGUAUCAGGAAUUUGCGUUGGAGUCAGUUGGAAUCCAAUUGGAGACAUAUUGCUUAAAUCCGAUUAUGUAUCAAGUUUUGCUGUCGAUAAUGAUUUUAAUAUAUAUAUUAGCAAUUCACAUUUGAAUACUUUGCAAAAAUGGCCUCCAGGUGCUAGUGAACCGAUCAAUUUGUUCAAUGGUCACUUUCCAGCUACUCCUUUAUUUUAUCAUUCAUUAACCGAUUCACUUUACUUUUUUUAUAUCUUUAACGAUACUCAAGGUGUAUAUAAACUCGUCAAUGGAAGUUCAACACCAAUAACUGUAUUUAGGUCUAACGGAAAAGGUUGGAAUUUAGAUCAACUUGAUACCAAUUGUAUAGGAUUAUAUGUAAACUCCGUAGGUGAUGUAUUUGUAUUAGAUGGAGGUCGUCAUCGUAUUGUCAAAUGGAAAGCUGAUGGUUCAUCACAAAUACUUAUUGGUGGUCGACAAAAAGAGGAGUAUAUUUCCGACCCGUUUCCGUUUCCGCAAGGAUUCAAUGUAGAUGAAAUGAAUGAUUUCGCAUACGUUAUAACGGGUGCUUCUGGUCAUCCCACAAAAAGAUUUUCAAGCGGAUCUCUAUACGGAGUAACUGUUUUAGGUGGUGGUCCAAGUAAAGUUCUUUCUGAUGCACCUGGAGAUUAUAUUGAGCCUCAAGCCAUACUUGUGGAUAAAAUGGGUAAUAUUUUGAUUGCUGAAAACGCUAAAGUUACUCGAUGGACACUGGAUGCUAAAUACAUUGGCAUUGCUGUUGGAGGAAUUUUAGGUGGUGGUGCAACAAGUAUCUCCUUCCCAGAUCGAUUAGCAUUUGAUCGAUUAGAAAACUUUGGCAUCAUGGCAAUAAUAGUCAUUCGUUACAAAACAUACAAUGAAGAUAAAUUAGCUCAGACAUUUUCGACUCAAUUACGAUCUGGUUCAACUUAUCGAAAAUCCAAAUCACCUGAAAGUCUUGGUCAAAUGAAAAUUUACAUUCGUAAACCGACUCGAGAUGGUAAACGAGGACGAUUUCAGAAAUUACGUUUUCCUGUAGCACGUUAUAGUCGCCGAGAGUUUCCAUUUAAUGGUCCAUUCUUAAGUUUUACUCCUUGGAUUCCAAUAUUUGCCGAUCGAUUAACUCGACAAACAAUUAUAUUUUCACCGACAGGAGGCAUCUACAUUUUACCUCCAUUGAUUAACUUUUAUGGCAAAAUGUUUUCGGUUGCGGAACUUAUUGCAUUCGGGUAUGCUAGUCUGGUUAGUGGUGGUACUCAAUCAAUGAAUUCCAUUAAUAUGUUAUCUUAUUUUCAACCAACACGAUUGUAUGGUACCGGUAUACCGAGAAUCAACUCAUUGACAGGUGGUUUUGUGGGUGGUAUUCGAACAGACUAUGACGCCUUCAUUAUUCCAAAAUAUCCAAGAACGCAGACUGUUAAAGAUAUUCCACAAGAAACAGAAGAGGACGAUGAUGAUGAUUAUUCAGCGCCAUCAUAUUCGCAAAAUGAUUACAAAAGAUCACGAUCACGACAACGCUAUCGAAAACGACCAUAUCGACGACUUCAUCGUCCAAGUAUCUCAAACGAAACUGCUCAAUCGUAUCCUGCUGUUUUAUAUAUUUGGUCGGGACAAAAUUCUUCGGUAGAAAAUACAGCUGAUUUUAUUGCAGUCAUUGAUUUUGAUGAAGAUUCGACUUCUUAUGGGCGUAUCUUAAAGAUUGUACCUCUCGUAUCAGACAAUGCCAAGAAAGUUGGACAAACAGGAAAUGAACCACAUCAUGCUAGUUUGUCUUCGGAUGGUCGUUAUUAUAUUAGCGGUGGUCUGCUUAGUUUUCUUUCGAACCAAGCGGAAGUAUUUGUUUGGGAAGUUCCUAAAAAUCCCAUGGAUGGUCCUAAAUUUCUAUAUGCACUUGAUGUGCCAGCUGCAUGUCCAGACGAAUUUCAACCAAUUGAUGACGGAAAAUUUCUCUUGAGUAUGAUGUGUAAUGAGAAUGCUACUAGUCCAGGAGAUAUAGUAAUUAUUGAUGUUAAAACUCGUUCGGCAAAAUCCUUUUUAAAAGAUGCUUCGUCAUUGAUAGAUUUUAAUCCACAUGGAUAUGGUAUCAUUAACGACAAGUCUGUCUUCGCAGGAGAUUAUAUCGAUCCAAUUAGUCUCACUGGCACAGAUCCUGCAAAUAUUAUUUUUCGAAAUACUUUACGAUAUUUCAGUUCAGAUGGAACAUUAAAACGUACUUAUCAAAUACCUUUCCCGACGGAACCAGAUGCAUUUAGUGGUAUUGGACAAGGAGAUGGAUUCAUGGAAUUAAAAGCUAUACCAAAUGAUCCUUUCGGACGUUCAUAUGCAGCGGGCACCAAUAUUAAUAAUUUGUAUUUAUUAGGACCAAACAUGUCCGAAGCUUUGUUUAUUAUGGAUGUUUCUCAAGUAAAUAAUUAUCAAAAAAGAAUUAGUGCAUACAAAGCACUUGAUCAUGUUCAAAUUCAAGUUCCUGAUUCAGAUGAAGUUUCAACUUUUCCUCAAUUCUGUGCUAAAAAUAAUAAUCGUACCGGUGCCCAUAUAAUUCAUCAUCCGAAGGGAGAAAAUCGAUUCAUUGUUGUAAAUUAUUUUCUCCACUUUGGAUUAGCACAAUUUAGUGGUACAAGAACUGUACAUGCAUUCAAGUUAAACAAAGAUUUAACGAAGUUUGAAUAUGAUCAUAAGUUUAAUCCUAACUUUCAAUUUAAAGAUUCAGAACAACGUUUAACAUUCCAUUCACUUCAUGCAUUUCCUCAUCAUGCUCAAUAUAUUCGAUUAGAGAAAUAG
This is a messenger RNA of Adineta steineri, 3021 nucleotides long. Lineage: Eukaryota; Metazoa; Rotifera; Eurotatoria; Adinetida; Adinetidae. The record is from the annotation of a GenBank genome assembly.